GGAACUCAAAAUGGGUGUUCUGUGCAGGCGCUAGAGGGCUUACAGCCGCAGCCUGCAGUGCACCCGCUCUAGCGUCGUCGUGCUGUUGUCUUUGGCGUGCGUCCUCCGCGCUGGUUCGCUGCUUUCUACGAACGUCGGUCGGAAACUCGCUGUUGCUCCUCGAGGGUACGACAGCGCCUCUUUAGUUUGUUUCUCGGUCCCAGAACCCCCGCGAUGUGAGCUGUUCCUUCUCUGGCCGGCUACCGGCACAUCGGCGAAGCGCGUUGCACCACCCAAGCACCCUCCCACCUGCACAUCUGCUUACUAUUGCGUAAUUCGCGCAGACAGUUGGUGUGGAGCUGGCGCGCGCAUCGGCCGGGGGUGCACCGACGGCCCUGUCGAGGACACCGCAGGCCCCCCACCACAAUUGCAGCGGCAGAGGCGGCACUGCCCGUUGCUGCCCAGCCGUCGCCGUUUACGCCGUCCACACCGACCUGCUGUGCAGGGCAGUGGUGUAGUGAAGUGGCAUCAAGAUCGCCAGGUGGCUUAUCGUUGUUGUCACCGCCGCCGCUGCCGUCGCUAAGCAUGCUCGAGGCUGGCCAUUUGCGGCAGCCACAGUGCGGAGCUGAACUCCUGCAUCGUUGACCAGCGCACGACCGCCGUUGCCGGUGGUGGCGGGGAGAGGAAAUGCUUGUGCUCCGUGCCGGUGCUGCACCGUGGCGCCUGCCAGCUCGCUACGAACGCAUGGCCCAGCAGUGUCUUGCAGCGCAUGUGUUUGACAGCCGAGCCUCACAAGGCCAGGCAUGCCUUCGUGGUUAUCCCACCGCACGUAGCGCCACGGCCAGCACUCCCACAGGCGACGGCACCCUGUCGACUCGGAGAUGCCGGCGAAACUUUGCGCCGUUGCGUGCCCCGGCGCCAAGACCACAUGCGAGGAUUCCCGAGGCGGCGUGACACCGGGCUUUCUCUGCGGGAGCGCCCGUCAGUGCCGCGGUGGGUGCGAGAGUAAAGAGGAUACACAAAGUAGAACAGCCGGGGAGGUGUGCCUUGGGGUUUCCCUUGUGCGUGGGACGGUGUGCAGAACUGUGGUGAUGGCGGUCACCUCAGGGCGGUGCCGGGGUGCGGUAGCCACAAUGUGGGGAAGCCAGGUGCCUGCGACCUGUCGAGUUGGGUCGCGGGUUUGUUGGCGCGGCGGACAGGUCCGGGUUGGUCCCACGCCAAAGGAACCUGCAGCAACAUGUGCGUAUGAGCCGACCUACAGGAAUUCGUGUCCGCGGGCUGCGGAAUCGUGCUCUUUGGGCUUUCUUCAGCGGCGCAUUCGCAGCGACGACGACGCCGAAUGCGGAUGGUGUGUCGCACUGUGCAUGCGGGGAGCGAACCUGCCCCUCCGCUGCCGGGGCUUCCGCCUGAACCGCCGCCGUGCGCUUACUUUGCGGAGGCAGCUUCCGACCCAGUCCCGUGCCCCGUCUGCUGCGAGUGUUGCGUGCGCCGACCGCAUCUCAUUCGCCGUCUCGUACGCGACCACGGGAUCUCUGCCCCGGCGGAGCUGAGCUGGCAGCUUGCUCGGGCGCUCCACGCGUCGCCGCCUGGCUUAUUCCACCGCUGUCCUCUGUGCACCUUCCUUACUGCGAGCACACUGACGUUCUCCCAGCAACGCAUGCUCGGUCACGGCCCGCUGCGGCUCGACACUCCCCCGCCCGUGAGGCGAGUUUGCGUAGUCGUGGAGCCCGAGUGCCCCACCUGCCACCGCCGGACCGCUGCCACGCACGCGCAACGCCACCGUCGAACGACGCACGCGGGUGGCCGCACCGCCGCUGCAGCCGUCGCCCCUCCCGCAGCCGUCAAGACGGGCACGCCGCCGCACACUCGUCGCACAACGGGUCCCCGUGUCCAAGUGUGUGCAGCCUGCCACUACGCUCUCUUUACUAUUCCCGGCAUCCUCUGCCACGCCUGCACGCACCAUGCCGUUGUCGCGAGACUAGCUGUCCCCGUCGCGGGUGGUCGGCCGCAGUCUGUUCUCGCCCGUCCGAUGGGUCACCGCUGCCCCCUAUGCCCCGCUGCCUUUAUCGAGCCUGAAGGACUGAAGUGUCGCCAAGCAGCUGAGCGUGGCAUUGGUCAUCCUUCUGACUUUGAGAUAUGGAGCCGGCUGCGGUGCGAGGAGACUCCGAGACACCCGUUGGUGUGCGGCACUACGCACGAAUUGCGCUCUCCGCCCUGGGUCCGUCGUUGGAGCUGGCCCUGGCGUUGUAUUGGCCCGGUUUCUGGUCGCGAUGAUCCAGUGCCGUUCCCGCCAGAGCUCGCGUGUUGCACGUGA
Leptomonas pyrrhocoris is the source of this 2293-nucleotide messenger RNA. RefSeq lists its product as hypothetical. Bases 1319 to 2293 code for a protein of 324 amino acids. The transcript has a single exon. The record is from RefSeq and is a predicted model, not a curated record. Lineage: Eukaryota; Euglenozoa; Kinetoplastea; Trypanosomatida; Trypanosomatidae.